This is a messenger RNA of Lepus europaeus (European hare), 2372 nucleotides long. It is a transcript of the gene SLC37A1, whose product is annotated as solute carrier family 37 member 1. The transcript is spliced from 19 exons. Bases 144 to 1739 code for a protein of 531 amino acids. Gene Ontology annotation, biological process: glucose-6-phosphate transport; phosphate ion transmembrane transport. Gene Ontology annotation, cellular component: endoplasmic reticulum membrane. The record is from RefSeq and is a predicted model, not a curated record. Gene Ontology annotation, molecular function: glucose 6-phosphate:phosphate antiporter activity. Lineage: Eukaryota; Metazoa; Chordata; Mammalia; Lagomorpha; Leporidae.
CUGCUGUCGCCGGGAGGGGGGCUCCGGUGCCCACGUUGCAGCCCUGUCACCCUGUGUGGAAGUACAGGGCCAUCUGGGGAAGAACCUGGAGCGGGACCCGGAGCCUGUUCGAGAUCCUCAGGCCCCGGUCGGUGGCAGCGUAGAUGGCUCGACUCCCCGCCGGCAUCCGCUUCAUCGCCUCCUUCUCCAGGGACCAGUGGUACAGAGCCUUCAUUUUCACCUUGACGUUUGUGCUGUACGCCAGCUUCCACUUAUCUCGCAAGCCCAUCAGCAUCGUGAAGGGCGAGCUGCACAGGUACUGUGCCGCCUGGGAUGCGGCCGACGGCAGAUCCAGCGGCGAGAGCAAAGCGGGGUACAGCCCCCCUCACCAGCCCCCAGACAACCAGACUGACUGUGGCUGGGCACCGUUCGAUAAGAGCAACUACCAGCAGCUGCUUGGGGCCCUGGACUACUCCUUCCUGUGCGCCUACGCCGUGGGCAUGUACCUGAGCGGCAUCAUCGGAGAGCGCCUGCCGAUUAGGUAUUACCUGACUUUUGGCAUGUUUGCCAGCGGCGCCUGCACCGCCCUGUUUGGCUUGGGCUAUUUCUACGACGUGCACAGCCUGGGGUUCUACGUGGUAACCCAGGUCGUCAACGGGCUGGUGCAGACCACCGGCUGGCCCAGCGUCGUCACGUGCCUCGGCAACUGGUUUGGAAAAGGAAGGCGAGGCCUGAUCAUGGGCGUCUGGAACUCCCACACGUCCGUGGGCAACAUCCUGGGGUCCUUGAUCGCCGGCUACUGGGUGUCCACCUGCUGGGGCCUGUCCUUCGUCGUGCCAGGGGCCAUCGUGGCGGCCAUGGGGAUAGUGUGCUUUCUCUUCCUCAUCGAACAUCCCAAGGACAUCCGGUGCUCCUCGGCCCUCCCGGCGCAUUCCAAAGGCGUUGAGAACGGCACAAACAGGUUCAGGCUCCAGAAGCAAACCGUAAACCACGGGAACAGGCCCCUGGACCCGGAGAUGCAGUGCCUGCUGCUGUCAGAUGGCAAGAGCUCCGCGCAUGCCAGCCACAUGGUCGUCCUCCCUGGGGACAGCGGGAGCGGCGUGGCCGCCAUCAGCUUCCUGGGGGCCCUGAGGAUUCCGGGCGUGAUCGAGUUCUCUCUGUGUCUGCUGUUCGCCAAGCUGGUCAGCUACACCUUCCUCUUCUGGCUGCCGCUGUACAUCACCAGUGUGGAUCACCUGGAUGCCAAGAGAGCCGGCGAGCUGUCCACCCUGUUUGAUGUGGGUGGGAUCUUCGGUGGGAUCCUGGCGGGCGUGAUCUCGGACCGCCUGGAGAAGAGGGCCUCCACCUGCGGCCUCAUGCUGCUGCUAGCCGCGCCCACGCUGUAUGUGUUCUCCACCGUCAGCAGGAUGGGUCUGGAAGCCACUGUGGCCAUGCUGCUGCUCAGCGGAGCCCUGGUCAGCGGGCCCUACGCGCUCAUCACCACCGCCGUCUCUGCCGACCUGGGGACUCACAAGAGCCUGAGGGGGAACUCGCACGCCCUGUCCACCGUGACUGCCAUCAUCGACGGGACCGGCUCUGUAGGAGCGGCGCUGGGCCCUCUGCUGGCCGGGCUCCUCUCCCCGUCCGGAUGGAGCAACGUGUUCUACAUGCUCAUGCUGGCCGACGCCUGUGCCUUACUGUUCCUGACCCGUCUCAUCCACAAGGAGUUGAGCUGUCCCGGGCCAGUGGCGAGUGACCAGGCUCCACUGAAGGAGCACUGACCACCGAGCGGCCCCAAGGACAAGUUCAAGUGCAGGGUCCCGUGUUGGGGAGGACGUUUGCCGUUGCCUUUUGCACACGCACCCAGAAGACGUGCAGAAGCGACUUAAGAAUUCCUGGUACUGUUCACACGACUUGUGGGGCCUGGGGAGCCGCUGCUGUCCGGCUGCCUUAACUGAGCCCGAGGGCGGGUGGCCCAGCCAGCCCUGGGCCCACCCGGGUCCGUGACCGCCCCGUCCCCGUCAGGCUUCCGCACAGGGCGUCAGGAGCCGGGAACCUGCAAGAGCAGGACCUGCAGCGCGGGAGGAGCUGUGGGGACCCGGUGCUGGCGGCUGGGAGAAGAGAAGUGGGGACAGAACGCGGCCCCACUGCCCGCCCGAGGGGUCUCCACCUCCCGCCCGCCUGCCCUGAAGCAGCAGGCCUGGCCAGCUCUGAGCCACGGGCGCGUGCUGUCGCCCAGGGUCACCGCGUGGCUGGUCCACGUGGGCUCCGGGGCGGGGCUGUGGGAGGCCACAGGGGGUUGUGUGAGUUUCCCCUGUGUUGCGGGGCCUCUGAGCUCCAAAUGGCUUUGGGUUAUUUAUUUGGACGCAGGCCUCCCCUGGCCGUUUGCUUCCUCGGUUCUCUCGCUAAGUGCU